CAUAAAAAUAUUCAGAAAGGAAGCUUCAACCUGGUCUUCACAACACUUCAGGGAUUUCCAGCUUCUAGGUAUGUGUCAACAAUCUCCGAUACCCAAUAAUUUGUUUACAUUUGAAAUAAAUGAUUGGGUAUCGGAUGUGGUCACAUUGCAAAGUGAGCCAAUGGAGUGCCAUCUUCAAAAACAGAUUUUAGCUUCCAUACCAUACGAUUGGACAAAAGCCAAAUUGGUAUUAUUUUCAUCCGUCAGAAUUGUGCUUGUUCCGCUUUUAGCCAUGUGUGCGGCUCCGAGAGGUGAUCCUUUAUUGAAAAACGAAGAAUGGGCCAUGGUUCUGUCACUCUUUUUAGGUCUUUCUAAUGGAGUUUUCGGUUCUGUACCCAUGAUUGUCGCACCUUCGAUGGUGCCUGACGAACAAAAAGAAUUAACAG
Centruroides sculpturatus (bark scorpion) is the source of this 425-nucleotide messenger RNA. Its product is annotated as equilibrative nucleoside transporter 4-like. The transcript has 2 exons. Gene Ontology annotation, biological process: nucleoside transmembrane transport. The annotation marks the transcript as partial. Gene Ontology annotation, molecular function: nucleoside transmembrane transporter activity. Gene Ontology annotation, cellular component: membrane. The record is from RefSeq and is a predicted model, not a curated record. Lineage: Eukaryota; Metazoa; Arthropoda; Arachnida; Scorpiones; Buthidae.